This is a messenger RNA of Symbiodinium necroappetens, 203 nucleotides long. Lineage: Eukaryota; Dinophyceae; Suessiales; Symbiodiniaceae. The record is from the annotation of a GenBank genome assembly.
AUGCAGGCGAUCGGGCUAGCAUGGUACAACCACCGCUACCUGGACGUGAUCGGGCUAGCAUGGUACAGCAGUCGAUACCUGGAAGUGUGGUCGAGCAGUCGACCCAAGGAGACCGGAGUCAAGGGUUGGAACACCAUGGGUUACCAACCGGAGAUUGAGUUGUGGGAAGUUACCGAAGUCCGCUACAUGAAGGGUGGAAUACU